AUGAGAUAUGGCAUUUGGAAUUGGAAUGAGAUGCCCAGAUUUGCUGGGCUGCAAAGGUCACGGAAGAGUUGCAGGCUUCGUUGGAUGAAUUACUUGAGACCUGAUAUAAGGCAUGGAAACUUCACCAGGGAAGAAGAAACCAUAAUCCACUUUCAAAAGAAGCUCGGAAAUCGAUGCAACUCAGCAUCAGCAACCACAGAAACCCAAUCCAGUAUUGAGGAGAAUUCGUGUAAUGCUGAAUCCUCAAGCUUGCUGAUUAUUCCUACAAUGGAUGACUUCCCAGAACAAUCGAGUUACAAUAGUACUUUUUCUUCAUCUGAAAACUAUUGGGAGAUGCUGAGUUUUAUGGAGCAGCCAUUAAUAGCACAAGGCUUCGAAUUCGAUUGUGAAGCAUCAGCAACCACAGAAAACAAUUCCAGUAUUGAGGAGAAUUGGUGA
Messenger RNA from Hibiscus syriacus, 438 nucleotides. Its product is annotated as transcription factor MYB13-like. NCBI's taxonomy places the organism in Eukaryota, Viridiplantae, Streptophyta, Magnoliopsida, Malvales, Malvaceae. The transcript has 3 exons. The coding region runs from base 1 to 438 and encodes 145 amino acids. The record is from RefSeq and is a predicted model, not a curated record.